Molecule: messenger RNA, 483 nt
Organism: Vicia villosa (hairy vetch)
Lineage: Eukaryota; Viridiplantae; Streptophyta; Magnoliopsida; Fabales; Fabaceae
Exons: 1
Coding region: 1-414 (137 amino acids)
Source: RefSeq, a predicted model, not a curated record
AUGUGUAGACCUGUCAAUCAUCCUUCACACUCACAUAUCAACACUGAUGAAGUGAUAGAUCCAUUCACAAUCACCAGCUUUGACAUUGAAGGACUAGAUCCAGUUACUAUAAGAGGAAAAACCAUGUCGGUUGGGAAGAUGAAGAAAACCAAACACAGAACCAAUAAGUUGAAGUUGGAGAAUAUUCCAGAGGAAACAGAGCUAUAUGUUGAUAAUAGUAAUGAAGAUACUCAUCAUCCAGGAGAGCUUGAAGAAGCGUGUAUUCACUUGGAGAUGGAUUUGGAAGUAUUGAGGAAGUCCAUUGAUGUAGGAGUUUGUGUACUCUGUCUCGGCUUAGGCUACAUGGUUUCUACUAAGUUGCGACCGCGACAGAUAUUUUCUUCACUUUUGUCAUCAUCAUUUUUCUUCUUAUAAUAUGCAUAGUUGAAAGUAUUACUAUUCAAUUUCUGCAUACAUCCAGCCCAAAUUCAGUUUCGCGAGUUA